This is a messenger RNA of Drosophila subobscura, 1516 nucleotides long. Its product is annotated as probable histone-binding protein Caf1. Gene Ontology annotation, molecular function: histone binding. The transcript has 3 exons. Lineage: Eukaryota; Metazoa; Arthropoda; Insecta; Diptera; Drosophilidae. The record is from RefSeq and is a predicted model, not a curated record. Gene Ontology annotation, cellular component: nucleus; ESC/E(Z) complex; NuRD complex. The coding region runs from base 221 to 1516 and encodes 431 amino acids. Gene Ontology annotation, biological process: regulation of gene expression.
CUAUCGAUAUUUGGUUGAUUUGGCAGCCCUGCAGUAACACAAAUGUCCAUCUCUAGGACAUGGCGAUGACACAACCAUAAAAAAAAACCGCACAAAAACAAUUAUAUUGUUCCAAUUGUUUCCGAUAAUAAAAGUACUAAUUUCCUUUUGCUUUGUGUUAAAUUUAACGCGCUUUUCCGCUUUACUAUUUCCUGUCCUUGAGGCCAAUUUGCCCUGAAAAAUGGAGUGUUCCAGUAACAAUGCGGAAUCUGGUGAAGUUGCCAUUGUUAAUGCCAAUGACAUCGACGAUCACGUGAUCAUCGAUGAUUACAAGAUUUGGAAGAAAAAUAUACCACUUCUGUACGAUGAGAUUGUGACACACGUGCUAGAGUGGCCAUCCUUUACGGUCCAGUGGCUGCCCGGUGCAACCCGGCAGGACGGCGACGAAUACUCGAUGCAUCGCCUCAUUUUGGGCACAGACACGGCGAACAAAGUGCCGAAUCACUUGAUGAUUGCCAGCCUGCCGAUACCCAGCGAGGACGCGCAGACUGCUAGGUCGCACUACGACAACGAGAAGAGCGAGUUCGGUGGCUUUGGUUCGGCGAUCGGCAAAUUCGAGGUAGAGGUCAUCAUCAACCACGAAGGUGAGGUGAACCGUGCACGCUACAUGCCACAAAACUCUUGCAUUAUAGCCACCAAAUCGCCAAAGAGCGAUGUCCUGGUGUUCGACUACACCAAGCACCCGAGCAAGCCGGACAGCUCCGGCCAAUGCGUUCCAGAUCUACGCCUUCGCGGCCACACAAAGCAGGGCUUUGGCCUCGCCUGGAAUCCCAAAGGGACGGGCAGCUUGUUGUCGGCCUCUGAUGAUAAAACAAUCUGCCUGUGGGACAUCAAUGCCACGCCCAAGGCACAUCGCGUGAUCGAUGCCAAGAACAUUUUCAAGGGACACAGCGCUCCAGUUCAGGAUGUCGCCUGGCACUGUCAGCAUGACUCGGUCUUCGGUUCCGUGGCCGAUGAUCGCAAGCUUAUGAUCUGGGACAUACGCAACGGCGAGACCACAGAACCAUUGUCUAUAGUCGAUGCUCACGCGGCCGAAGUCAAUUGUCUGUGCUUCAAUCCCAUGUCACAGUUCACAUUGAUCACGGGGUCCGCCGACAAGACUAUUGCCUUGUGGGAUAUGCGCAAUCUGGGCAAGAAAUUGCACUCCUUUGUCGGGCACAGCGGUGAAAUCACUCAGAUCCAAUGGUCGCCCGUAAAUGAAACCAUCAUCGCUUCCGCCUGCAGCGCUCGCCGCUUGAACGUAUGGGAUUUGUCGAAAAUUGCCGACGAACCAAGCCCAGAAGAUGACGAAGAUGGGCCACCAGAGCUGCUCUUCAUCCAUGGUGGACACAUGUCCAAAAUCAACGACUUCUCAUGGAGCCCCAGUCUCAUUUGCCCCUGGAUCAUGUGCUCCGUGUCCGACGACAAUGUUUUGCAAGUGUGGCAAAUGGCCGAAAGUGCGCUCCUGGACGAGGAGGAUGCCUUAAAUGCAUUCUAG